CAAGAUGGAAGUUUUGUCUUUCCCCAGAUAUAAUGUAGCUGAGAUUUUGGUUCAUAUUCGGAAUAAGAUCUUAAUAGGAGCCGAUGGUAAAAACCUCUCCAAGAAUGAUCUUUACCCAAAUCCAAAGCCUGAAGUCUUGCACAUGAUCUACAUGAGAGCCUUACAAAUAGUGUAUGGAAUUCGACUGGAACAUUUCUACAUGAUGCCAGUGAACUCGGAAGUCACGUAUCCACAUAUAAUGGAAGGUUUCUUGCCCGUCAGCAAUUUAUUUAUCCAUCUGGACUCUUUUCUGCCCAUCUGUCGGGUGAAUGACUUUGAGAUUGCCGAUAUUCUAUAUCCAAAAGCAAAACGGACAAAUCGUUUUUUAAGUGGCAUUAUCAACUUUAUCCACUUCAGAGAAGCCUGUCGUGAGACAUACAUGGAGCUCCUUUGGCAAUAUAAAUCCUCUGUGGACAAAAUGCAACAGUUAAAUACGGCACACCAGGAGGCAUUAAUGAAAUUGGAGAAACUUGAUUCUGUUCCAGUUGAAGAGCAAGAAGAAUUCAAGCAGCUUUCCGAUGACAUUCAGGAACUACAGCAAUUGCUGAAUCAGGAGUUUCGUCAAAAGACGAUAGUGCUGCAAGAAGGGAAUUCUCAAAAGAAAUCAGAUAUUUCAGAGAAAACCAAGCGUUUGAAUGAACUAAAAUUGUCCCUGACUUCUUUGAAAGAAGUACAAGAGAGUUUGAAAGCAAAAAUUGUGGAUUCUCCAGAAAAGCUAAAGAAUUAUAAAGAAAAAAUGAAAGACACAGUGCAGAAGCUUAAAACUUCCAGGCAAGAAGUGAUGGAAAAAUAUGAAACCUAUCGAGAUUCAGUUGACUGCCUGCCUUCGUGUCAGCUGGAGGUGCAGUUAUAUCAAAAGAAAAUACAAGACCUUGCAGAUAAUAAGGAUAAACUGACGGGUAUCUUAAAGGAGAGCCUGAACUUGGAGGACCAAAUUGAGAGUGAAGAAUCAGAACUAAAGAAAUUGAAGGCCGAAGAAAAUUCAUUGAAAAGACUGAUGAUUGCAAAGAAGGAAAAACUUGCCACAGUACAAUUCAAAAUAAAUAAGAAACAUGAGGACAUCAAGCAGUACAAACGCACAGUAAUUGAGGAUUGCAAUAAAGUUCAAGUGAAAAGAGGUGCUGUCUAUGAGCGAGUGAUCACAAUUAAUGACGAAAUCCAAAAAAUUAAAUUUGGAAUUCAACAGCUAAAAGAUACCACUGAAAGGGAAAAACUGAAAUCUCAUGAAAUUUUUCUAAACUUAAAAACUGCUUUGGAGAAAUACCAUGAAGGUAUUGAAAAGACAGCAGAGGAUUGUUAUUCUAGAAUAGAUGAAAAAACAGCUGAACUGAAGAGGAAGAUGUUCAGAUCAUCAACCUGAUCAACAAAAUUACAUCUUGUCAUCUUUUAUUUUUUUGGUUUAGAAAGGGACUAUUUAAGUUGAAGCUCAUGGUAAUGGAAGUAUCAGGAUUACCAAAUAA
Molecule: messenger RNA, 1499 nt
Organism: Chrysochloris asiatica (Cape golden mole)
Lineage: Eukaryota; Metazoa; Chordata; Mammalia; Afrosoricida; Chrysochloridae
Gene: NUF2
Product: NUF2, NDC80 kinetochore complex component
Exons: 13
Coding region: 5-1399 (464 amino acids)
Biological process (GO): meiotic chromosome segregation; kinetochore organization; mitotic spindle organization
Cellular component (GO): Ndc80 complex; kinetochore
Molecular function (GO): protein-containing complex binding
Source: RefSeq, a predicted model, not a curated record